This is a messenger RNA of Saccharomyces paradoxus, 651 nucleotides long. It is a transcript of the gene PNC1, whose product is annotated as nicotinamidase. The coding region runs from base 1 to 651 and encodes 216 amino acids. The record is from RefSeq and is a predicted model, not a curated record. The transcript has a single exon. NCBI's taxonomy places the organism in Eukaryota, Fungi, Ascomycota, Saccharomycetes, Saccharomycetales, Saccharomycetaceae.
AUGAAGACCUUAAUUGUUGUUGAUAUGCAGAAUGAUUUUAUUUCUCCCUUGGGUUCCUUGGUUGUUCCAAAGGGUGAGGAAUUGAUCAAUCCUAUUUCAGACUUGAUGCAAGAUGCUGAUAGAGACUGGCACAGAAUUGUGGUCACCAGAGACUGGCAUCCUUCCAGACAUGUUUCGUUCGCAAAGAACCAUAAAGAUAAAGAACCAUAUUCGACAUACACCUACCGUUCUCCAAGACCAGGUGAUGAUUCCACCCAAGAGGGCAUCUUGUGGCCCGUACACUGUGUGAAAAACACCUGGGGUAGUCAAUUGGUUGACCAAAUAAUGGACCAGGUGCUCACUAAGCACAUUAAGAUCGUCGACAAGGGUUUCUUGACUGACCGUGAGUAUUACUCCGCUUUCCAUGACAUCUGGAACUUCCACAAGACCGACAUGAAUAAGUAUUUAGAAAAGCAUCACACGGACGAGGUUUACAUUGUCGGUGUGGCCUUGGAGUAUUGUGUUAAAGCCACCGCCAUCUCCGCUGCAGAACUAGGUUAUAAGACCACUGUCCUGCUGGAUUACACAAAGCCUAUCAGCGAUGAUCCAGAAGUCAUCAACAAGGUCAAGGAAGAGCUAAAGGCCCACAACGUCAAUGUCGUGGAUAAAUAG